Messenger RNA from Colossoma macropomum (tambaqui), 2835 nucleotides. Its product is annotated as vomeronasal type-2 receptor 1. The transcript is spliced from 6 exons. The record is from RefSeq and is a predicted model, not a curated record. Bases 1 to 2835 code for a protein of 944 amino acids. Gene Ontology annotation, molecular function: olfactory receptor activity; G protein-coupled receptor activity. Lineage: Eukaryota; Metazoa; Chordata; Actinopteri; Characiformes; Serrasalmidae. Gene Ontology annotation, biological process: G protein-coupled receptor signaling pathway. Gene Ontology annotation, cellular component: membrane.
AUGGCAAUAACUGGAUUUCCUGCCAAAUAUGGGCUGCUGUUGGGACUUUGUGUGGCGUGGCUGUGUUACGCGUCCACUGCGGGAGAGGCCACCUGCAAACUGAAGGCCACGUUCAACCUCAGCGGCUACAAGAAGGUAGAGAAGAAGAAAGUGAUUAUAGGGGGGAUGUUCGCCGUGCACAACCGGCUGGCUUCGACCGACAACAGCACAUCAUCCGUGCCUGUGUCGUCUGGCUGUGAGGGGUUUAACUUCCGUACCUUCCGCUGGACCCAGACGAUGCUCUUCGCCAUCAACGAGAUCAACAACAGUUCCAAACUGCUGCCCAACACUGACCUAGGCUACGUCAUCUACGACUCCUGCUUCACCAUCUCAAAGGCGGUGGAGGGCACUCUGACGUACCUGACAGGGCAGGACUACGCCGUGCCCAACUACCGCUGUGGGAACGGGGCUCCUCUGGCCGCGCUGGUGGGGGCCGGAGGCUGUGACCUGUCCAUCGCCACAGCUCGAAUCCUGGGCCUCUACUAUUUCCCACAGGUGAGUUACUCGUCUUCGUGCUCGGUGCUGGAGAGCCGGUUCCAGUACCCCACGUUCCUGCGCACCAUCCCAAGUGACGAGCACCAGUCGGUGGCCAUGGCCCAGCUGGUGCUGCGCUUCGGUUGGACGUGGGUGGGCACCAUCGCGGCGGACGACGACUACGGCAAGUAUGGCAUCAAACGUUUCAAGGAGAUAGUGGAGGAGGCGGGCGUGUGCAUUUCCUUCGCAGAGACACUGCCCAAGCUCACCUCGCCCGAGAGCAUCCAGCGCAUCGUGCGUGCUGUGACCGACUCCACAGCCAAGAUCGUGGUGGUGUUCUCCUCGGACGUAGACCUGAGCCCUCUAGUGGAGGAGCUGCUGCGCAACAAUGUCACUAACCGUACCUGGAUUGCCAGCGAGUCUUGGGUCACAUCGGCCCUUAUUGCCCGUCAACCCAACAUCAUGUCCGUGCUGGGCGGCACCCUGGGCUUCGCCAUCCAGCGGGCCGAAAUCCCGGGCCUGCAGGAGCACCUGCUUGGCAUUGACCCCUACCAGGACACGCUGACUGAGGAAUUUUGGGAGACAGCCUUCAACUGCACGCUCAGUUACAGCCAAGCACUGAGAAAUGCCCGGGCGGCCAGGGAGGCAGGGAACGCCACGGCUUCAAAAGUGUCCACCAGGGCGGUGGUAGAAGGCUUGUGCAAUGGCAAGGAAAGUCUGGAGAAGCUGAACAGCACAUACUCAGAUGUGUCCCAGCUGAGACUAACCUAUAACGUGUAUAAAGCUGUGUAUGCGGUGGCGUAUGCUUUGCAUAAUCUCGAGCACUGUGAGCCUGGGAGUGGACCUUUUGAAGGUGGUACAUGUGCCAACAUCAGUAAUUUUGAACCUUGGCAGCUGAUGUACUACUUGAAAAAUCUGCGCUUCAAUGUUCCUCACACUGGAGAGGAGAUAUUCUUCAACGAUGGCGAAGUGAUGGGAUAUUAUGAGAUCCUUAACUGGCAGACGGCUUCAGAUGGGGGCGUGACGUACACCUCUAUCGGCUACUACAACAGCACGGCGCCCGCUGGUGAAAGGCUGUUCAUUGACAACACCUCGAUCAUUUGGCAUAACGACAUGGUGGAGGCCCCGCGCUCUGUGUGCAGUGAGAGAUGCCAACCCGGAACCAGAAUGGGCAUCAGGCAGGGGGAGCCCGUCUGCUGCUUCGACUGCAUCCCCUGCGCGGAUGGAGAGAUCUCCAACACUACAGACGCCAGAGGUUGCAUCCAGUGCGAAGAGGACUAUUGGUCCAAUGCUAACCGUGAUGCCUGCGUCCCAAAGACCAUCGAGUUCCUGGACUUCGGCGAGGCUCUGGGCAUCACCCUGAUCGUCAUCGCUGUUUUCGGGGCACUUUUGACUUUCAUGGUGGUUGUCGUCUUCAUGAUGUACCUGAACACGCCUUUGGUGCAGGUCAACGACCCGUUGCUCAGCUUCACUCUGCUGCUGGGGCUGGUGGUCACCUUCCUGUGCUCCAUUGUGUUCCUAGGGAAGCCUCAACCGUGGUCCUGCAUGACCAGCCAGGUGGCGCUGGCAGUAGGCUUCGCCAUCGUCCUCUCCUCUCUCAUGGGCAAAUCCGCCUUGCUAAUGCUCAGGGCGAGGGCUAUAAAGGCCACCAAAGCUGCAGCCAAGGCUGCCAAAGCAGCGGCGGCUGCUUCCGAGCAGAGCCCAGACACGACCGCCAUUGCUCCGGCGCCACCACCGAAAAACGACAUCGACCCGAUAAAGCCCGUCCACCAGAGGGUGAUGAUGGCGGUAUCUACGCUAAUCCAAGCUGUGGCUUGCACUGUCUGGUUGAUCCUACUCCCACCACAUCCCGUGAAAAACACAGCGGCCCAGAACAUCAAGAUAAUCCUGGAGUGCGACCCGGGCAACAUCAUCUUCAUCUGCUGCGUGUUCGGCUAUGACGUCCUGCUAGCGCUCCUGGCCUUCGUCUUCGCCUUUGUGGCACGCAAGCUGGAGGACCACUUCAGCGAGGGCAAGUGUGUGACCUUCGGGAUGCUGGUCUUCUUCAUCGUCUGGAUCUCCUUCGUACCCGCCUACCUGAGCACGCGCGGCAAGUUCAUGGUGGCCGUGCAGAUCUUCGCCAUCCUGGCGUCCAGCUUCGGCCUCCUGAUGUGCGUCUUCCUUCCCAAAUGUUAUGUGCUGCUGGUCAAACCUGAAAGGAACACGCAGGAGAUGAUGAUUCCCAGGGCCAAGUCCCGCGACUCCAGGGCCACCGGGACAUCCGCUUCCCUCUCAACAGAAACAAACGGCACCACCAUCUCCACAGUAUCCCUGAACGACUGA